This is a messenger RNA of Carassius carassius (crucian carp), 1012 nucleotides long. Its product is annotated as CD48 antigen-like. NCBI's taxonomy places the organism in Eukaryota, Metazoa, Chordata, Actinopteri, Cypriniformes, Cyprinidae. The transcript has 5 exons. The record is from RefSeq and is a predicted model, not a curated record. Bases 165 to 863 code for a protein of 232 amino acids.
UUCAGUCGGUGAAGGGAGGAGCUGCUGGAGGAGUUUCUUCACACUCACUGCAGAUCUUCACUAAACUACUUCACUUCAGACCGACAGCUUCACUGGCUUUAUGAACAAUUCAAGGUUUACUAUCACAGUUCUGUUGUGAAGCUGCCUUGCAAACUGCUGAAGAAAUGAUCAUUUACAUUUAUUUGUUUUCAUGGAGUCUGGCUGGUGUGUUUGGAGUUGAUGAAGUGAAGUACGUGUCAGUGACAGAGGGAGAAACAGUGCGUCUAAACUCUGAUCUUACUGAAAUACAGAGAGACGAGGAGAUAACGUGGAAAUUUAACAACAUUAUGAUAGCUAAACUCAAUGUGAAGGACAAUAAGAGCAGGUUUUAUAAUGAUAGUGCUGAAGGGAGAUUCAGAGACAGACUGAAGCUGGAUCAGACUGGAUCUCUGAUCAUCACAAACACCAGAAUCACAGACUCUGGAGAAUAUAAAGUCACCGGAAAAAGCUCAAAGAUCCCACUCAACAUCUUCAGUCUCACUGUCUACACUCCUGUGCCUGUUCCUGUCAUCACCAGAGACUCUUCUCAAAAUUCAUCAUCAUCAUCAAAUUGUUCAUUUCUGUGUUCAGUGGUGAAUGUGAGUGAUGUGACUCUCUCCUGGUACAGAGGAAACAGUUUAUUGUCCAGCAUCAGUGUGUCUGAUCUCAGCAGAAGUCUUUCUUUACAUCUGGAGUGUCUGGAUGAUUUCUACAGCUGUGUGGUGAACAAUCCCAUCAGAAACCAGACUCAACACCUCAACACUGAACUCUGUCAGACAUGUUCAGUUCAGACGGGUGAUAGAGAGAUCACUUCUGCUGAUCCAACAUUUUACAAAAAGACAUAAAUCGAGAGAUACAGAGCAGGAUAAUGUGGUGUAAGCAGGAGUCUCAAGACGUUGAUCAACUCUUGAACAAAAUGUGAUUCUGUUUUUGAUUACUAACUUUAUUCCAAACACAGAGACAGGAGACAGUAUCCCAUGUUCUUUGUGAAUAG